Solanum stenotomum is the source of this 1334-nucleotide messenger RNA. RefSeq lists its product as uncharacterized. The transcript is spliced from 5 exons. Gene Ontology annotation, molecular function: ubiquitin binding. The record is from RefSeq and is a predicted model, not a curated record. Lineage: Eukaryota; Viridiplantae; Streptophyta; Magnoliopsida; Solanales; Solanaceae. Bases 261 to 1061 code for a protein of 266 amino acids.
CUAAUUAUUUUUAAUAAUGUAUUCAUACAGAUAAAUUUUUUAUAUACAUUGGAACAACCGGAGAGAAAUCUGAUAUUUUUUGAUUUUUUUGAUUUUUUGUUGUUGUUGGGAGGAAUUUGAGAAGAAUCGGAGAAAAAUCUGAUUUUUUUAAAUUUUUUUGUGGUUUUUGGAAUUGGUAUAUUUGGAAUCUGCAUGAGCGAGGCGGUGGGAGAAGAAUUGUUGUUGUUGCUGUUGAGGGGAAUUUGAUUUUUUGGCGCAACAUGUCUGCUGUGGUGUGCGGUAAGAGAUCCAAUUUUUUUGAAGAUUUGCAGUCAUCGCCGUCUCCGCCGCCGGUCCCGAAGAGGAUCCGUUGUUCUCCGUCUUCGUUUUCUCCGCCGCCAUCCUUCUCGACUCCGUCGGCGAUCGAUCAUCUCAUAUCGGUGUUCCCUGAUAUGGACAAACAGUUGCUUGAGAGAGCUCUAGAUGAAUGUGGUGAUUUGGAUUCUGCCAUCAAAAGAUUAAAUGAGCUUCGCUUGGGGUCUGCUGAGAAUUUGGGGCCCCUCCCAGGAAGAUCUGAUGCUACCCAGGACAACGGCAUUCCGAUCUUAACUCAAGGUAAUGGUGGGCCCACACCAUGCUCAUCCGCAGCAAAAGAACUGUACAUGAUGGAGCGUACUGAAUGGGUGGAGCUGUUUGUUAGAGAGAUGACGAGCGCCUCAAAUAUAGAUGAUGCUAAAGCCCGUGCUUCACUAGCUCUUGAGGCCUUUGAGAAGUCCAUUUGUGCCCGUGCAACAGAGGCAGCAGCUCGAAAUUUCCAGCAGGAACACAUAAUGCUCAAGCAGCAGGUAGAAGAUCUUCUACAAGAGAAUAAUAUUUUGAAGCGAGCAUUUGCUGUUCAACAUGAGCGUCAGAAAGAGUUUGAAGAUAGAGGGAAUGAGGUGAAUCAGCUGAAGCAGAUGGUGGCUCAGUAUCAGGAGCAACUGAGAACGCUUGAGGUCAAUAACUAUGCGCUGACGAUGCAUCUCAAGCAGGCGCAACAAGGGAACUCUAUCCCCGGGCGUUUCCAUCCCGAUGUCUUUUAAUGUGUAUUAUGUCCUCAUUAAUGGAUAGGAUAGCAAUAGUCAUGUCCUACCAUAGCUAUAAGCAACACAUAAUUUUUGGGAUGAUACUUAGCCAGAAUAUGUGUUUUCUUGUUGAAGCCACCUGGUGCUGUUAUAAGCCAAAGGGUAGCUAUAGUAUCAAAGUAAGUAAUUAGACAUGGUUUUACUUGCUUUUCUGUUGGUACUUCAAAUUAGACAAUUGAGUUUAUACUUUUCUGGUCUUUUAUUAGUGAUAAGAAACUAUUUGACUUAUAA